This is a messenger RNA of Chlorella variabilis, 1015 nucleotides long. Its product is annotated as expressed protein. Lineage: Eukaryota; Viridiplantae; Chlorophyta; Trebouxiophyceae; Chlorellales; Chlorellaceae. Gene Ontology annotation, biological process: post-Golgi vesicle-mediated transport. The annotation marks the transcript as partial. The transcript has 9 exons. Gene Ontology annotation, molecular function: protein binding. Gene Ontology annotation, cellular component: Golgi apparatus. The record is from RefSeq and is a predicted model, not a curated record.
AUGCGGGUGCAGCUCUUGGUGCUGGCACUUGUGUGCCUAGCAGCCGGGGGCCACGCUUCGUGCCAGGGCAAUGCCUGCCAAGAGCAGGCGCAGGCCGCCCGGGCCGCAGGGCUGCUGGGCGGCACCCUGGGCAGCUGCGCACCCAAGACCUACCCCACCAGCGGCGCCCUGUCUCCGAUAACUCUGGACAACCACAUCAACGAUCUGAAGUGGGCGGCAGGCCCCGACGGCUCCGUCAGCGACAAGUACAUCUUUGCGCUGACAAUGGAGACGGACGGCUUCCCAGGCGGGCCCCUGUACCUCUCAGACAACGGCGGCCAGCCCAACUCCUGGACCGACCUGACGCCCAAGAUUGCGGCGGCGCUGCCGGCGGGCAACGACAGCCUCAAGGGUGUCAUGGAGGCGGUGUGGCACGAGAAGAAGCCGGACCGCAUCUUCUUCCAGGGCAAGGGCCGCUUCCACUUUGUGAGCUCCGACUACGGCGCCACUUUCAAGGCGCUGCCCACCCCGGGCGGCACCGAGGGCUACGCGCAGGAGCUGCGCCUGCACCCGCGCCAGCCCGACUGGAUACUGGCCAAAGUGCGGCGCAACGAGUGCCUGGUGGACCGGCGCAGCGCGGCCUGCGCCUUUGACCUCUUUCUCACCCAGGACUUUGGCGAGAGCUGGGCCAACCUGACCGCCAACUCGGCGGGGCGGGUGGCCUCCUUCCGCGACUUUGACUGGGGCUGCCACCUGGCCAUGUUUGCGGGGAAGCCCACGCCAGACGAGGCCAUCUUUGCCACGGUGUACGCCUCAGCCUCCAGCCAGAAGGGGCUGUACCCUGGGUGGGACAAAGACCUUCACUAUGUGGUGAGCCUGGACCUCUUCAAGACGCCCGUGGUCAAGAUGGUGCCCUGCGGCAACCUGUUUGAGGUGGUGGCCAAGAAGGUGUACCUGGCGGUACCGUCCGACUGCCCCGUGGGCCCCGACGGCAAGGCCCGCGCGGCGCCCAAGCAGGGCAUCACCGGCCGCACAG